UCGGUGUCCCGGUCUCGUCAGGUGCCGAGAACCCAGGGGGUGCUGUCGGUGCCCCGGUUUCCUCAGGUGCCCGUACAGCCGUGGCUGCCCCUGUGCCUGUGUCGCCUCAGGUGUCGGUCUCCUAUGGUGUCACGGGUGCUGAUUCUUUGGCAGUGUCACCUCAGGUGCCGGUCCUUGUGGAGCCAGUGCUCCUGUGCCUGUGUCACCUCAGGUGCCCGGUCCCUCUUGGAGCCAGGCAGUGCCCCUGUGGCAGUGUCACCUCAGGUUAAAACGACAAUCAGUAUUAUGGAGGAGGCCUUAGAAUUGUUCCAGGAACAAGCUGUCACUAAACCUUCUCCAUGUGAAGCUGAACUUCAGGAAUUAGUGCAUCAAAUUGACAUCAUGGUAAACAGAAAGCAACUGGAAUGGGAAAGAAAGAUGAGAGCUUUAGAAGUGAAGAUGGAUAUCCAGGAUCAAGAAUUAUUAAGUGUCCAAAGCAAACUGGAUCAAAAAGGUCAAGAGGUGGGACUACUUCAACAAAAAUUGGAAGACUUACAGAAAACUAAAUAUGAAAUGGCUCAGAGCUAUGAAACUCAGCUUCAAGCACUGAAAUCUCAAUUUUCAAAGUUGACACAUAGUUAUGAAAAGCUACAGUCACAUCAAUUAAAACACAAAAAGGUCAACAGUAGAGAAGAAUGUGAGGAAAGCCUAGUGACAUCGUCUGACCCAAGAAAUUUAUACAAGAAACUGGAGGAAUUUAAAUUGAGAGAAGGGGAUAAGAAUGGGACAAUCUGCCAAAAUUAUCCUGUUUAUUUGGAUGCUCAACAAAAAUUAUUGUCCGAGAAAUAUAAUUUAUUUCAGUUGCUCUUUUGUGAGGUCUCUGAUCGCCAGUUGGAGUCUUGCACUAUAUUUUUCUUAGGAUGCAUUGACACUUUGAAGCAGACCCAGAAUUAUCAAUUCCAAAUACACAAUAAGAAAAAAAAUCAAGACAAGGUAAUUACCUAUGCCCAGCCUGAAAGUGAAAAGGAUGAUUUGAUUAUUGAAAAACUAAAGGCAACUGUGAAUGAAAUAGCAAGGAACAAGAAUAAACUCGAAGAGGAAAAUCUGAAGCUCCGUGAAGAUCUAAAAGUUUACCAAAACCAGUGCCAGAAUAUGGAGGCAGACUUUUCAGAAAUGAGACAUGAGCUGCAGUCACGGGAUGGUCUCUGGAGAAGGAUGCAGCUGGAAUGCCAGCAGUUGCAUACAGAAUUAUUGAAAAUCAAAGAGUACAAAGAUACGCAGGAAAUUCAAAUAAAGCAUCAAUCAUCUCGUGUUCAACUUACUGAGCAACUAGAAAAUAAAAACACUGAGUUAUUACUAUUUGCAGAAAGUCAAGAACGCCAACAAGAAGAGCUAAACAAGAUAAGAAACCACAUUUAUCGAGAGGAGCAGUCCCAUUGCUCUGAGCAGGAAAGAAUGAAGACAGAAAUCUCUGACCUGACAGAGGAGCUUCAUCAGAAGGAGAUCACUAUAGCAACUAUCAUGGAGAAAGCUACUCUUCUGGAAAGACAGUUAAAAAUGGAGUUAGAGACAAAAGAUAAAUUGUUAGCAAAACAACAGUUAUUGGAAUUCCAAUACCAAGUUAUCAAAUCUGAAAACACACAUCUAAAAGAGAUGGUGGAAAACCAGGAGCAGGAAAGUUGCAUGAAUAUAGAUUUAUGUAACAAAGAACAUGGAAAUUUCACAGCUUCUGUUCACAAAAUGAAACAUGAGAAUUUAAGACUAGAAAAUAGUGUUGCUAAACUACAAAAUGACAGAGAAAUAUCAAUACUGGGUUGCACAGAUACAUAUGGAGAAACAGAGCACAGCUACCAAAUCCAUUCAAAGAUGCAAGAAAAGGAAGAGAGAUCAUUCCAAAAUAAAGAUGCAGGGGAAAUGGAAUGUCAACAGACUGAUAUGCUUACUGCCAGUGGACACCACAGAAAACGUAGUCCUGCGUUAUAUGGCCAAGGCAAUAUCACUGGGUCAAAAAGUGACAGCAUUUUAUCUUCUCAUCCACUUCACAGAGGUCAUGAAAAGAAAAUAGUUUAUAAAUCUCCAUCACCACUAGUGGGGUAUCCUUUGGGCUUUGGUGGGCCAUAUCCUAAAAUGGGCAGAACAGGCAGUUUACUGAGCCCUGCUUACAGUGGAGAAGAAAUGAAAUUAUCAGAAGAAAUCAAAUUAUCAUCUCCCCAUGAGAUGUCCUUCCUUGCAACAACAGAAAAGUUCCUUCAAGAGGAAGAUAAACAUGCAAGAGAGUUUGAAGAACGUUUAAAUUUGCACCUUGAAGAGCUGCAAAGAUAUUCUGAAAAUAUUCUAAAAAAACAUUCCAGGAUACAGCAAAGCAGACAUACUUAAGCCAGUCACACAGUUAAGAAAAGAAAACCAAGUAAUGACCCAUGAGUUUCUUAAAACUAAAAUCUGCAACUAGUUGCUUAAUGCAUUUAGGCACAUUGCCAAUACCAUUUAUUUUUAGUACCAUGUUUUCAAUAAGAUCAUCGUUAUCCUAUGGAUUUAAAUAC
This is a messenger RNA of Lepidothrix coronata (blue-crowned manakin), 2519 nucleotides long. It is a transcript of the gene DEUP1, whose product is annotated as deuterosome assembly protein 1. NCBI's taxonomy places the organism in Eukaryota, Metazoa, Chordata, Aves, Passeriformes, Pipridae. Gene Ontology annotation, biological process: centriole replication; de novo centriole assembly involved in multi-ciliated epithelial cell differentiation. The record is from RefSeq and is a predicted model, not a curated record. The transcript is spliced from 15 exons. Bases 124 to 2355 code for a protein of 743 amino acids. Gene Ontology annotation, cellular component: centriole; deuterosome.